UGACGAACAAAUGAUCAUGGUUAAAUAAAAAUAAAAAAGUAAACAGGCUCUCAUGAAAAAUGCUGUUGUUAACAACGCGCCGCCCCAUGUACGUCAUCACUAAGCGCCCACAACACAUCGCCUCUGUGAAGUCUACACACCCAAAAAGACCAAACUGAGCUCCCUCUCCAGCAAGACCAACAUAUUUUUGUUAUAACCUGCAAGUUGGAAGGCCCAAGCUAUGUUGGCAAAAGCAGAGGAAAGGAAGCCACAGAAAGGAGGAGGAAAGAAGAGAAGACACCCUGGAGAAGAUGGAGAAAGAGGAGAGAGGAAGAGGAAGGGGGCAGCAGAAGGAGUAAAGGGUCAGGGAGACGGUGGCAGGAAGCGUCUGGAUGCCCUGAGUGUCGGCUAUUUCCGCAGAGUCGGGGAAAGACUUAGUGAAGGCUUUGAAGAUAAUGAGGAGAGAGAGAUGUUUGUGGAGAAUGUCCUCACAGAAGUUAAGGGUAAAGCGACCCUGGUGGCGACCGACCGGACAGGUAGCAUCACUCUGCAGCGGCUGCUCCCUCUGUCCAGUCCUGACCAGGUGGGGGAGGUGCUGUCUGAACUGGGCGGAGAAUCGGGGUCCGAGUUUAAGACAGUUUCUUGUGACCGGUGUGGUGGCCACGUUGUGGAGAGUGCAGUCAGGCAGAUGUCCAGGUUAAUGGAGUCAUCACAGAAGGAGCCGUCUGCUACCACAGAAGAAGAAGAAGAAGAAGAGGAGAGUUGUGGAGUGCUGGAGGCCCAGGUGUUGUCUUUAAGCCAGGUGGUGAGAGACAACAGCGCAGAGUUUAUCAAACAUGUUCAUGGCUCGCACGUGGUCCGCACACUUCUGCACGUGCUGGCAGGCUGUCUCGGACCGCCGCGCACUGAGUCUCGUCCAGGCACAAAAGAACGCAACAUUGUUCCUCAGCUGACAGACUUUGAGAUUCCCACAUCAUUUUGGUACGAGCUGAAGAGCCUUACAGAGACCUUGAUGGACAACGUUAAUCUAAGUGUGACAGAUGCUGCUGCCAGUGCAGUGUUCCAGACCAUGCUGACUGUGUGUCACAGAAAACGGCCCAAACUGUGCAAACAGCUCCUCAGACGCGUUGUUGAGUAUCUGACAAGUCGCAAUGCUGCUCCAGGAGUGAGUCCACUGCUGGUCUUUCUGAAGGACCAUGCUUCCAGCCGACUCAUUGAGACCAUCAUACAGCUGUCCCAAAAAUCCCUUCUCCGUGACAUCUACAAGAACCACCUCAAGGGUCAGCUGGUUGAUUUAGCACUCCAUCCCAUCGCCAACUUCCCCAUUCAGAGGCUAACGGCAGCCUCGGCCAAAUACAAACUGUUCCUGAGGUUAUUUGAUGAGCUGAUCGAAGGUGUGGAGGCCAUAUUGGCGGCAGGUCACAUGGGAGUAAUCGUCCAACUGGCAGAAAGCUGUGCAGAAAGUGAGGAGAAGCAGCAGGAGUUGAUGCAGUGCCUCCUUCGUGCGUUCCACUGUGCUGAGCCUGGCUCGCGACACGUCAGCUGUCUCCCUCUCUUCCUGUCCCUGCUCGCCUAUGAGGUGUAUUACCACUCUGACACAGCAGAGGGCAGCACACAAACAGAGGUCCCGCUGUCCUCCAUCUGUUACCACGGUUCCCGGCUGGUCCAGGCGCUGGCCAGGUUUAAGGAACGCUCGCUCCUCCUCAGCAGCCUGCGCACCCUGACCCCCACUGACCUCCUGACGCUGGCAUGUGACCCCGCGGGAAGUCACGUCAUCCAGGCCCUCAUCACCACAUCCAGCGACAAGGGAAGAGGCAAGAUCCUCAAGAGACUGGAGGGUCAGUAUGUUCAAAUGGCCUGCUCCAGGUUGGGUAGUCGGGUGCUAGAAGCCAUUUGGAACAGUGCUUCAGUCAGUCACAGGCAAAACAUUGCACAGGAACUAGUUGGGAGCGAAAGCCAGCUGAGGUCUGACCAGUUUGCUCGUCAUGUGUGGGCAAAAUUCGCCCUCUCCCACUUCAUCCACAGAAGAGCCCACUGGCAGGAAAUACAGACUGGCGAGUCUAAGAAACGCAAGCUCUUCAGCGACAUUCUUGAGUAAAACAAAUUGCAUAUUUAAUUAAUCAGUUAAUCUUUAUUUUGCUAUGAAAUUUGAUUAAAAAUGAAGUAGAUAGUAUUUGUUUGUGUGAGAAUUUUUAUCUCGAAAAAGAGUUCAGGUCCAUAUAUAUAUAUACACACACAUCAUGUUUGUCAUGGUUGAUGUAAGGAGCGAGUUGGCCACUGGGGGGCACUAACAUGACAUUUAUUUUCUUGAUGGUGGUAGACCAGGACUUCAAAUGAGUAGAGCAACACUAGUUAGUGUAGUUAGAAAACUGUCUGAAACUCUAAUCCAAAACCACAAAGCUGAUACUUUUUUUUCUUUUUCUUUUUUUGUGCUAUUGGUAUAUGACAGUUACAAAACUAAUACUUUGAAAUACAGUGUGCAUUUCAGACAUUUUGGGGAAAAGGUAUCAAUCUGAAGUGGCUGUGACAAUAAUCAGAAAAUCUUUGUCGCCGUAAUCGAUUCUUUUCCCCUGAAUGUCACAUUUCCUGAUAAUUUCCCCUGUGGAAACACAAACAAAUUGUAUCAUAUUGUCCUUGGCUUUCAGGAGUCGUUAUGUGCCUCAGCCUCAGCCUCUUUUGUCACAGGCCUGUUGGAGACACAGAGCUUAGUCACAGUGGAGAACAUUGAUUACAUAUUGAUUGCAAGGCCUUUGUCUUGACAGAUGCUCCUCAGUAGAGAAAGGCGCAUGGGGCCAAGAAGCCACGCUGAAAAAAACAACAACAAUGGCCACUUUACUUCUUUGUCAUAAUUACACAAGCAAUUCAUUUACAGUUUGAUUUGACCUCACAAACCGUAUGCAGUUUUUCAAACUGCACUUGCUGUACUGACAGGUGUGGAUCACCUUAUAAUAAAUUCCAUGGCUUGAAGCUUCA
Messenger RNA from Scatophagus argus, 2952 nucleotides. RefSeq names its product nucleolar protein 9. The transcript is spliced from 12 exons. NCBI's taxonomy places the organism in Eukaryota, Metazoa, Chordata, Actinopteri, Scatophagidae. Gene Ontology annotation, biological process: endonucleolytic cleavage in 5'-ETS of tricistronic rRNA transcript (SSU-rRNA, 5.8S rRNA, LSU-rRNA); ribosomal small subunit export from nucleus; endonucleolytic cleavage in ITS1 to separate SSU-rRNA from 5.8S rRNA and LSU-rRNA from tricistronic rRNA transcript (SSU-rRNA, 5.8S rRNA, LSU-rRNA). Gene Ontology annotation, cellular component: nucleolus; preribosome, small subunit precursor; 90S preribosome. The coding region runs from base 221 to 2077 and encodes 618 amino acids. The record is from RefSeq and is a predicted model, not a curated record. Gene Ontology annotation, molecular function: RNA binding.